Messenger RNA from Colletotrichum truncatum, 2016 nucleotides. RefSeq names its product NDT80/PhoG like DNA-binding family protein. Lineage: Eukaryota; Fungi; Ascomycota; Sordariomycetes; Glomerellales; Glomerellaceae. Gene Ontology annotation, cellular component: nuclear chromosome. The record is from RefSeq and is a predicted model, not a curated record. Gene Ontology annotation, biological process: positive regulation of transcription by RNA polymerase II; meiotic cell cycle. Gene Ontology annotation, molecular function: DNA binding; DNA-binding transcription factor activity.
AUGUCAACCACGGUGACCUACCCCGUCAUGGCAGAGUUGAAAGAGCCGGCGCAUUCCAGUCUUUGGUCCAACUAUGGAAGUCCUGUCCAAAUGUCGUCUCGAUUCAACAACAGCCUGGAUUCCGGCCUCGGAGGCCAUUCCGCCAACUCGCCACACGCGGGACGUCCAAGAAGCCACCACCCGAGCGUCGACCACGGGUCCUACCCGUACGGUCGCUACCCUCAGGACGAGUCUGACGCCUAUGACAGACAAGCGCAUCCCAGUCUGACGUCCCACCACAGCUUCCCCAAUCUCAAGAGGCCGUACUCCCAGACUGAGCAGCCUCCGUACCAGGAGAUUGUUCAGGAUCUCAGGGAUGACGGGUCCAAGCUGACGGUAAACCACGACCACAAGCUGUUGUCGUUCAAGAGGGUGCAGGACAAGCACACGAUUGUCGACCAGCAUGGCCGUAUGCAGCAGCUGGAGCUGUCCGCGCAGCUACAUGGGAUGUUCUUCCUCUCCGAGAUGCCUUCCAACGCCAACGACAGCGCCAUCCUCCAGCCCGAGCUGACCUGCUACCGACGAAACCUCUUCCAAAUCAGCGGUUCCCUGAUCACCCCAAGAGGUCAGCUUUCCGUCAUCACCGAGACGGGCGAGACGGUCCCCGUCAGCAACACCGAAGUCACCAUCUCUGCGAUCGAGUCCGUCGACGGCCACCCCGUUCGCCUCAUCGUCAUUCCCUGGAAGACACCCCCACCCAACUCCCCUGAGAUUACCCAGAGCCCCGACCAGGAGCCAGCAUCGCUCCCUCUGAUCCCGUUCCAGGAAGAUGGAACGGAUGCGGAGGGCGAGUACGCCGUGUACCCGAUCGGCUGGCGACGAUUGCAAUUCAGAAUUGCUACGGCGAACAAUGGCAGACGCAAGGAGCUCCAACAGCAUUUUGUGCUUCACCUCAAGGUUCUUGCAACACUGGCUAACGGCAACAAAGUUGUGCUCACGGAGUCGACAACUGCGCCUAUUGUAGUUCGUGGCCGCAGCCCUCGCAACUUCCAGGCUAGGAAAGAGAUCCCUCUUUUGGGUUCCAGCGCGGGCUCGAGAGGACAGGCUCUGGUAGAAACGGGUUUGGGUAUCGUGGCAGGACCUUUGGCAGUUAAGCCACAGGAGGCCAAAGCAAGAGGGCUGGACAUGCAGAUGCCUCGUUCCGCGUUCACUUUCAACGCAGGAGGACCCAAGAUGCCGGGUGCUCCCAUGGGAGCCAUGAGAUCCAACUCCUACCCCACUUGGACUUCGUCGAACCCCGUGCCUAUGUCGCAACUGCCCCCGUCCGGCUCAGCAAAUUACCCCGCGACUACAAUGGGAGCGGAGCCUUACCACAAGGUUCCUCUGUCAGGUGGAACCAGCUUCAGUGGUGAACCGCAAGACAUGCCUCUCCAAACAUCCAUGCCAUCUGUUCAGCUAUCACUGGUAGCAAACGAACAGCAGCAGCCUCCUAUCAGGGCACAGUACGGUUACGUGCAAAGCACCACCGCUCCGCCGCCUCUAUCUGUGCCGGCAACUGCGAUAGCGGGCUCCGACACCGCAUUGAACGUCCCGAGAUACGUUGACAACCCAAGGCCUACCAAGAGCCCAAGGCACGCGAGUCAUCCUUCAAUCCACAGCACCGGGUCCAUCGCCAACAAUGAAUCCUCCCCUGAGUACCGGUACGGCUCGUCCUACGGAACUGUAGGCGGCAAUCCCAAUGAGAUUGCACCACCGGCCUACAAACAAGAGUCAGCUGCGUCGCACUCUGGCCCCGCUCGGGACUACUACCCCCCUUCGAGCUCCUGGACGACAACAGCCGGCGAGCCUGCUUCAACAGUUGCAUACACCAGCGGUGAGGGCCGUCCAUACGCCUUCCCUGAGCAGUAUGCUAGCGGAGGCCCCGCGCCGACGCCGAAGCAGGAGCAUGGUCCUGCUCCUCCAGCCCCCGGCUCAUACAGUAGCGCACACCGAGGUUCAUUUGACGGCAUGAACCACUACUCCUGGAACACUAAUUAA